This is a messenger RNA of Saccostrea cuccullata (small rock oyster), 1636 nucleotides long. RefSeq names its product multiple epidermal growth factor-like domains protein 10. Bases 568 to 1209 code for a protein of 213 amino acids. The record is from RefSeq and is a predicted model, not a curated record. The transcript has 9 exons. Gene Ontology annotation, molecular function: scavenger receptor activity. NCBI's taxonomy places the organism in Eukaryota, Metazoa, Mollusca, Bivalvia, Ostreida, Ostreidae.
AAAUCAGGAGUCUAUGGAUCAUCUUGUUCCUCCCCUUGUCCUGACAUUAACUGUCGUUAUUGUCACAUAGAGACAGGUGCUUGUCAGGGAUGUAAACCUGGGUACCAGGGGCAUAGGUGUGAACUACCCUGCAGUCCUUCUUUUUAUGGAGAGGUCUGUUCGCAAAUAUGUGGAAGCUGUAGCAAUAAUGAAACUUGUCAUCAUAUAAACGGAGUAUGUGAAAGAGGCUGUGGUAAAGGCGUCUUUGGGGAAAAAUGUUUGAGACCAUGUCUGAGAAGAAACUAUGGAGAGAAUUGCAAAGGUGUGUGUCAUUGUGACUCAUGCAACCGAUUUUCGGGAAUAUGUAACGGACCUUGCUAUUCUGGGUGGAGUGGUCCAGAGUGCAAUAAAGAAUGCAGUCGGAGACAUUACGGAACAAACUGCUCCAGUAAUUGUGGAGAUUGUUUGAACUUUGAACAAUGUCACCAUAUAACCGGUUCUUGUUUGAAUGGAUGUGAUCUUGGUGUCUAUGGAGAAAAAUGUGCCAAUGAGUGCCCAGAUGGACAAUAUGGAACAAACUGUGUGAAGAUGUGUUCCCAGAAUUGUCGGUUUUCUCAUAAAUGUGACCGUAAAUCCGGAUCUUGUCAGGAUGGCUGUAAAAGUGGGUGGAAAGGGCUUAAAUGUGAAUUAGAAUGCAAUUCCGAUAUGUUCGGGGAGAAUUGUAGUCUCCAGUGCGGACAUUGCUUAGAUGGACAUCAAUGUCAUCAUAUCAAUGGAACUUGUCUUAUGGGGUGUGACCCAGGGUACUCUGGUGUUACAUGCACUGAUGUUUGUCAGACCGGGUCAUAUGGAGUUGGCUGUAACCAAAAGUGUAGUGCGUUUUGUUCCGUGUCAGGUAUUUGUGACCACGUGACUGGUGUAUGCAAACAUGGUUGUAAAAGUGGCUGGAUGGGUCUGGAUUGCUUAGAGGUGAAGGAGAAAGAUGAAAACAAUAUAAGACUUUACUUCAUCGGAGGCACUCUCGGCAUCAGUGUAAUUGUUAACGUUCUAAUGUUAAUCUAUGUCAUCCACUUAAGAGGCAACGUAAAACAGUUGAAAACGAUGGAUAAGUACAAAGAAGGAAAAGUAAACAGUAUGAAGACAACAGAGGGGAAAUAUGAUACAAUAAUACAAUCUUCAAACUCGGAAUAUCAGGAACUUGGAGUGUUGGGCCAACGACCUACAAAUUAGUUCCCUGUUGUUUCUACUGGGAUAUUGUACUCACUGGAAUAUAUAUUUUUUUCUCUAAAUAUUAUCCUGAUUUCUUUUCUGAACUGAAAUUUAAUUUUGUCUGUAUGGUAAAUGGUUUAUGUUUUAUUUUUGACUACUGCUUUGGUGAGUUCUACAUUCUGCCCAUAUUAGGACAAUUUACACAUGUGAUGUCUAGCAUUUUUCUAAUCAGGAAAUGUGCAAAACGCCAAAACGUAUACUGUGUCCAUAAUAUUAAUUGUGCAAAGGAAGUACGUCGAAACGAUGUCGUAAUAUGAAGAUUUUUUUCAAUCUUGACAAGGCAAACCAACAACACUUUUGCAAAUUUGAUUGACAAAUAGGGAACGGAGGCAGCAGAGAAGACAAAAAAGGAAACAAUCUAUUUCUUGAAUGCUCAAUUCCACUAAAU